Molecule: messenger RNA, 912 nt
Organism: Peronospora matthiolae
Lineage: Eukaryota; Oomycota; Peronosporomycetes; Peronosporales; Peronosporaceae
Source: the annotation of a GenBank genome assembly
AUGGAGAAUGAGGACGUUGCGAUCUGCUUGUUGUGCAGCCUCCCCAAGAGCUACGAGAACGUCGUUCUCAACUUGGAGAUGAGCAGCGCGGAACUGCGAUCGCGAGACGUCGUGAGAGUGCUCACGAAUGAGCUCAUCAAGAGGCAAGGUGACAAGACGACAUCGGUGAAGACUGAAGACGCGGCCAUGGCGUUCAGUACCGAGCGUGAACCUCGCCAGUGUACAUACUGCGGAAAAUUGGGGCACACGGCGGAGCGGUGCUGGACCAAGCAGAAGGACGAAAAUCAAGAUGGAGCUCGACGCGGCGGCAACAAUGCUCGUGGACGCGGAGCCAACAACGUUCAGUGGCGAAUCAACAGAAACUACGACGACAACUACGAUCGAGUUGCAUUCGCGGUUUCGCUGCAGGCUGGACUUUCGACGGGCAAGAAUAUGCCAGGGAUGUGGGCAGUCGACAGCGGUGCGACGCAUCACAUCUGCAACGACAAAGCCAAGUUUGCAAGUCUGAAUGAGCGAGAGGAAGGCGAACUAUCAGUGGCUGAUGGCAGCAAGGCUGCGAUCAAGGGUGUGGGAACCAUCAUGGAACGGGUGGUUCUGCCCAAUGGUGACGAACGCGACAUCGAGAUUAAGGACGCACUGUUUGUACCAAGUAUGAGCAAGAAUCUGCUUUCGGUGCCACAGAUCAAUAAGGGUGAAGGGUUCCAAGUCGUGUUCGAUGGGUCCAAGAUGCAAGUGAAGCGCAAGAAUUCCACACAAGUCGUGGCAACAGCGGAUCUCGUCGAUGAACUUUACUGGCUGCGGACUCCUCAACGAUCGGCAAAUGCAGCAACACGCAAUGGGACCAUCGACUUGCAUGCUGUUGACGGUCAUCGGUUUCUACCAGUAUUGGUAACCGUGACCGGUCCAAUCUGA